AUGGAACGUAGGCAACUAGAGAACAAACCCCCACAACAGACACGGGAAGACGAACCCGCACCGGAGGAAGCACCGGAGACGUCCGGGGAGAGAGUGGGGGAGGAGCCGGACCUGGAAAACAAAGUGGCACGGGAUAACAGCAUCGGGUGGGGAUUCGAUUUGAAUUUGAUAGGUGACACGUUGGCUGGAUUCGGAGACCAAGUGAGCAAGACUUGGCAGGAUCUGGGACGCAAGAUGCUGGAACCCGGGCUCGUUGCGUUUGGUCUCGAGCACCCGGCAGAAGUCUCGGAGGCGCUCAACUCGCAAGAAGACCCACUCCAGACCGACUUGCUCUCAGUGGAAGACCAAGAAGCCAUCGAGGCAUCGACCCUGAAGCAACUGAGCAUCGAAUCGACCGAAGACGGAGACGAGAAUGCAACGGGAGGAAAUGUGCCGGAUGAGACUGAAUCGCAGGCAAAGGCGAGAAAGAAGUUUGUGGCUCACGGAAUUUUGUCUCAAACCGACCUUGAAGGUGGACGUGCUGAUGCGGGUAAAGGGUUGGAGGGAACAGAAGUCGGCCCACCAGAGUCGUCCGACUCGACGUUGGCGGACACAGUUGCAAAGCCUUCUCGUCCAGAAAUGUUUCCCUUCGGGGCUAACCGUCAGCAAGUCGUCACGCAAGCUAGGAUGGAUGCUAAGGCACCUGUAGCCAGAGCUAGCAAGUCCUCCGAAGUAGCGGAGGCUACAGGGACGAAGGCUACAGGGGCGAAGGCUACAGGGGCGAAGGCUACAGGGGCGAAGGCUACAGGGGCGAAGGCUAACGAGGCUAUAGAUGCUGACGCCCCAAAAGCCAAGUCCUCUGUGGCCGAGUUGUACGAUAACCGUGAUCCAAAAUUCGGCGGACCUCUCUACCAGAAAAUGCUGGAAAUUGAAAAGGAAGUGGCGGUUCAGCUCGAGGCAUUACUGGACAAAAGCCCUUCGCCGCUUGAUAGACAUCCCGCGAGGUCUAGAAGCUCGUCUCCGAGCCCGCCGAUUGAUAGGAAUUAG
Messenger RNA from Gregarina niphandrodes, 1026 nucleotides. RefSeq lists its product as hypothetical. The record is from RefSeq and is a predicted model, not a curated record. The transcript has a single exon. The coding region runs from base 1 to 1026 and encodes 341 amino acids. NCBI's taxonomy places the organism in Eukaryota, Apicomplexa, Conoidasida, Eugregarinorida, Gregarinidae.